Molecule: messenger RNA, 3799 nt
Organism: Brienomyrus brachyistius
Lineage: Eukaryota; Metazoa; Chordata; Actinopteri; Osteoglossiformes; Mormyridae
Product: synaptotagmin-16-like
Exons: 6
Coding region: 11-1660 (549 amino acids)
Source: RefSeq, a predicted model, not a curated record
UGCCUCUCUAAUGUACUGUGUAUGUGUGGUGGGGGGAGGUGGGUGUGUAUGUCCUCUGAUCCAGGCUCUUUUCUCUUCCUCAGUCACCCCCGAAGCCAUCGGCUUCCUGUCUGCAGUGGGGGUUUUUGUGGUACUACUGGCCGUGCUCCUCCUCUUCAUCAACCGGAAGCUAUGCUUCUCUCGUGUGGGAGGCCUGCCCUGCCUGGAGCAGCACAGCAAGCAGAGGCGUGGUCAGAAAAAGGGCGGGGUUCACCUGGGCCUGGUGGACAGCUUUGGGGAGGACGACGACCUCACCACGUCGUCAGACAGCGGCGACGAGGUCAUGAAGCAGUUUGAGAUCUCGGUGCCGCGCUCCCAGAGUUCACAAACGGGUUUGACUGAGACCUGUCCUGCGGCCGCUGUCGAAGCGUGUCCCACAGAUUCUCGCCCGCCAGCCGAGCAGAGACGGGGUGGCAGAGAAUCCUCCGACAGCAGAGAGGGCGCCAGAGGCAGACCGAGACCCCCAGAUGGAGAAUCCUGCCCAGACAAUGAACAGGGCCCCCUGUGGGCACAGGAUCCUGUUGAGGGGCUGGAACUGGAGGUACGUCGAACCUCGGUGAGGAACCCGGAGAGCGGACCUGAAUGGCGAGCCUCAGAGGUCGGUCUGGAGAUGGAGACGGCUGUGGACAACCUAGGCUACGAUCACCGGGAGGUUCCUCAGAGUGCCUACAUUUGGAAUGAGAGGCAUGAUGUCCAGAGGCUGCGGUACAAGCCGCCACACGUCCAGCGACCCGUCUCUGCCUGCGGUGAUGUCAUCACGCUGCUGGAGUAUAAAGGGCGAGCGCAGAGGCUGCUGGUGACGGUGAUGGAGGUGCAAGGUGUGGAGAACCUGGAGGCCGAGGCCUGGCUGCUACGCCUGGUCCUGCUGCCGAGCCGCCGGAGGCGUCACAAGACCGGUGCCCAGCGGGGGCCGAUACCCUGCUUCGGGGAGACCUUCCGCUUCUCACACGUGGAGCCCACAGAGCUGGAGCGCUCCGCCCUGCGCCUCCGUUUGUACGCCGUGGGCGGGGCGGCCCGGGAGCGCCUGGUCGGCCAGGGGCUUAUGCACCUCUGUGGACUCAAACUGGAAGGGAAGAUGGAGGUGUCCCUCACACUGGAGGCCCGCAGCCACAUGGAGAGCGUGCCGACCAGGCAGAGCCCAUCGGCUGCCUCCCAGAGCGACAGCGCCUCGUCCUCCCAGUCCCUCUCCCACAACGCGGAGCCCGAGCUGCUCCUGGGACUGGCUUAUAAUGCAGUGACUGGCCGCCUCUCUGUGGAGCUCAUCAAGGGAAGCCACUUUGGCAGUCUGGGCAUCAACAGGCCCCCUGAUACCUAUGGCAAACUGACGCUGCUAGACACUGUGGGCCAGGAACUCUCCCGCUGUAAGACCUCCCUCCGCCGGGGCCAGCCGCACCCUGUCUAUAAGGAGACCUUCGUCUUCCAGGUGGCACUCUUCCAGCUUUCCGACGUCACGCUGCUGGUCUCCAUCUAUAGCCGGCGCAGCAUCAAGCGAAAGGAGCUGCUGGGCUGGGUGUCGCUGGGGCACAAUGCCAGCGGCCGGGAGGAGUGGCUGCACUGGCAGGACAUGCGGCAGUCGCAGGGGCAGCAGGUGUGCCGCUGGCAUGGCCUGCAGGAGGCGUAGUGGGGCCACACACCCCCUCCCAGCCAGGGCUCACAGAAGACGUACGAUGAUUCUCCCAGCCUCUCGGUCUGCUCCGUAUUGGACCAAUCUCACAUAUGACUGCAUCCCAAUUGGCUACACCAAUGUCUCGACACCCAGAGCCAGCACUAGGGGGCAGUGUAACCCAGGGUUCAAGACGGACCAUUCAGUAUGCUGGGUUGUCAUCAAUCGCUGUGCAAGAUAGACGGACUGGCUGUCAGGAACAAGUAACAAGACAUUUUUCAGUCAUGUUCUGACUUCAUUGACUGUGUGGCACGAUGGCCCGGGGAUUGUGGGUAGGUGGAUCGGGCACAGGAGACGAGCUGCUGUAUGAGUGAAUAAAACCAAGGACCUCAGUUUACUCCAUGUUCUGCUUUUCUCAUACAGAUUCACACAGUUAAGGGACAGUUUUUGUCUAACAUUAGUAAUCAAACUACUCAUGUGUAACGUUGGGCACUGGGGGGGAUUGGAGUGCACAGCUGCUAGAUGAAUGACAUGAAAUGCACUUGGCGCAUCAGGAAACUCGCAUAUAAGCAAGUGCAUGGUCAACACCAAGAAAGUCAUUUAUGCCGAAUGGAAGAUGGAAAGGUGGCUCUAACUUGCGCUGCUUCGCAGUUUUUCUGAUGCCGUCUUCUGCCUGGGGGGCCUGUGCACCUGCGCUCAUGGGGUUUCUGUGGGACCUCGGAAGCACAGCAGGCGUUCUCAGGCACUGCGUCUGCGUCUGCAUGGCAAAAUACGUUUGUGCUCACUAAUGCAUAUUUCUGUAGAAAUGGAGGAGGAGGAAGUUUCCCAGAAGCCUCCUGCCCCCCGUCGCAUGUAGGGGCCUCGAUCGUGCCCGUGCCAUGCGUACGAAGAGGUGCACCAUGGGAAUUAGCUGCCGCGUGGACAGCAUGGCCCCUGGCAGCUCGAAUGUCUUCUGCAGAUACUUCCUGCUGUAUCAGUAAAUCGACCCAUGAAUUCUGCUGAUGCCUUCUGUUCCAUUUAUCUGAUCUGAUGAUCUGUGUCCUGUUUGCUCCGGUGCUCUUCACAUGUUUUAUGUAGAUAUUCUUUAUUUGGAAUUGCAGUUUAACACUGUCUUCCUGUAGUUCCAAGGAAAUCGUUUGAUCUUAUCGGAUAAGCAGGACCAAAUGGGAAGGAGUGCUUCCUCGCUGUGGGUCACCUUCCAUAGCUACCGAUCCACGCAUGUUCAUGCUCCUAACCGAGGGAAAAUGUCAAGGAGCACAGAACAGAAGAUGCCAGGUCCAGCGUGUCCGAGUGCCUAGUUUGAAAAGUAAGAGCACUUCGCGUCGUCAGGCUGAGGGCCGCAGAAGGAACCAGGAACUCAUUUUCUGAAAACCUCUGUCUUCAAAACGUUGAUUAUUUCUCUGAGUAGCGUAGAGAUGUCGCGCUUCCCAGCACCAAUCAUGCUCUUACAGAAGAAGGUCAUCACAGCAAAGAGACCAUUCAGGAUUAGUUUUAUUUAGUUUUAUUUUUUUGGAAUCUCUUGAUGCCUACAACCUGGGAUAUUAAACGUGAUCCAUAGCUUGUGCUCUAAGACAUUUUAUACAGUUUUUACAUUAUUCAGAUUAAUGUAAAAUGUCGUAUUUAUGCUGUGACGUAUUUAACUUAACGCUGCAUGGGUUUCCAUCACGUUUGGAUUCACAUUGUUUAUUCUUUAAGCAUGUAUACGUACUUUGGGAGGUUAUUCUAGGAUUAUGGGUAAAAAAAAUUCUAAUUUCAUUAGAGUGAUGUGGCAGAUCCAGGUGGGGGGAGGCUGCACUUUACAGGCCCUUAAAUAUGUCAAAUUAUAUGUAAAAUUGGGCACAAUACUUGCUGUUGUGGUUAAGAGUAUUUAAUCAGACCCAUUAAGAUACAGAAACCCACAGCCUGCAGUGAUGCUGCUGACUCAUGUUCAUUAACUGGACAGAACCUGGCUGUGCUUAAUAAUUUCGCUUAAGGCAGUAGAAGAUAAUCCAGCUGUGUUUCACAUUGAAUCCUGGCACUUGCAUUGCACUGUAUAAUGUUACAGUUUUUAUUGUCCCUUAGAUUUUUUUCCAUAAUAUAUAUCGUGUUAUGUUACGCAAACACUAAUCUCUUGGAUGGAUCUUAUUUUAAUAAAUACAUGAUUUCAUUUACUUAUUA